Molecule: messenger RNA, 999 nt
Organism: Eruca vesicaria subsp. sativa (arugula)
Lineage: Eukaryota; Viridiplantae; Streptophyta; Magnoliopsida; Brassicales; Brassicaceae
Source: the annotation of a GenBank genome assembly
AUGAUCGACACCGGAAGAUACCUAAUCGGCGCCGCCGGUGCUAGUGGCUUCGGCUCUAAAUCCACCGCCGAUGAGGUAACCGAGAACUGCGACCUUCGUAAUACAACAGCGAUAAUCACCGGUGCGACGUCAGGGAUCGGAGCGGAGACGGCGAGAGUGCUGGCGAAACGAGGAGCGAGGCUGAUAUUGCCGGCGAGGAACGUGAAAGUGGGUGAAGAAGCGAAAGCGAGGAUCGUCUCUGAGUUUCCGGAGACGGAGAUUGUCGUCAUGGAGCUUGAUCUCAGCUCUAUGUCUUCCGUACGGUGCUUCGUUGCCGGUUUCGAAUCUCUCCAUCUACCUCUCAACCUUCUCAUAAACAAUGCAGGCAGAUUAGCACAUGAACAUGCAAUAACAGAAGACGGGAUCGAGAUGACAUUUGCCACUAAUUAUCUUGGCCAUUUUCUCUUGACCAAUCUCUUGAUAAAGAAAAUGAUCCAAACGGCAGAAGAAACAGGAGUUCAGGGAAGGAUCGUUAAUGUCACGUCCGGUAUUCAUGGCUGGUUUACCGGCGACUUGAUCGAAUAUCUCCGGCUGAUUUCCCAACCUAAAUGUCAAUUCGAUGCGACACGUGCGUAUGCUCUCUCGAAGCUCGCCAACGUUUUGCAUACCAAGGAGCUCUCUUCUAGACUCCAGAAAAUUGGAGCCAACGUGACUGUUAACUGCGUACACCCAGGGGUUGUAAAAACCCGGUUAACAAGAGAUCGGGAAGGCUUAUUGACAGAUCUCGUCUUCUUCCUGACAUCCAAGCUUCUUAAGACCGUUCCUCAAGCUGCUGCAACGACGUGUUACGUGGCAACGAAUCCAAGGUUGGUGAAUGUAUCGGGGAAGUACUUUACGGACUGCAAUGAAACGACACCUUCUGGACUCGGAUCUAACUCCUCCGAAGCUACAAAGUUAUGGGCAGCCUCUGAGGUUCUGGUAACUCAACAUUCCAAGGCCACUUUCGACCCAUUUAGCUAA